UGUAAGCAGCACAGUAUGCUGCUUCGUAGGGUGGCUGGGCACAAAUGCGGAGCGCUUUGGCCAGCAAGCACCCAAGCAGUGCACUGAGGCGCUAAGCCAGCCCCGAUGCCGGCAACAUUUUUUGGAAGGUGCUUUGGCUUGCCCCAGGCGCAGCGCCGCUCAUCAGACAGUGGAAGUGUUGGCAGCCCUGACCAGGGGUAUGCCGCCGCAGACAGCGCAACGGGUGCGGCGUGGUGUCACCCGGCCGGCCGUAUCAUCACGGCGGCGACAACUCCCUCGUCGGUGCCUGCUCCCACGCUAGCGCCUGCGUUCACCACCACCCCUGCGCAGCCACUGCCGCCUCAUGUCGUUUCCGAAUCCGUGAGCAGCGCCAGUGGCUUCGUGCCGCAGAGGUUGGAGUGUGGUGGGCUGGGCAACACAGCGGCCGGCACGUCCACAAACACCGCAACCACCUCAACCACAGCUCGGGUGCUAGCGGCGGUGGGGGCAUCGAGCGCAUCUGCGGACCCGCCCGGUCAUGCGCAAGGCCACGGGCUGCAGGGGCAGGGGCAGGGGCAGUCCCAACAGACAGACACGGAAACGGACCGCUCGCGCUCACCGUGCAACACGUCACGGACGGCAUCCCAGCGGCGGCAGGGCGAUGAUCUGGACCCGCGUAUCCGUAUACCCUUUCAGGAAAUCACAUUCUUUAAGGUGAUUGGCAAGGGCAGCUUCAAGACGGUGUACCGGGGCGCCUGGAACAACACGCACGUGGCGGUGGUGGCCAUGCGGCGCGGCGGGCUGGUGGCUGAGGCCCGGCUGCUGCAGCGGCUGUCCACGCACCCCAACCUGGUGCAGCUGUACCGCUGGAGCGCGGACGAGAGCGGCAACGAGUACCUGGUGAUGGAGCUGCUGCCGCUGGGCUCGCUGGACGCCGUGCUGCGCUGCAUUGGGCGGCAGCUGCUGACGCAGACCAAGAUGACGGUGGUGGAGCAGCUGGCGUCGGCGUGCCUGGAGCUGGCACACGAGGGGCUCAUCCACGGGGACCUGGCGGCCAGGAACCUGCUGGUCAAGAGCCUGGAGCCGCCGCACGUCAAGCUGGCGGAUUUUGGCUUGUCUCGACCGGCGGCAUUCCCGGGGCAGGAGUUGGGGGACGGACCCUCGUCCCUCGAUGCCCCCAUGCCUGCGGCACCUAACUCUGUUGUGCCGGCUCGCUGGGCUGCGCCCGAGGUUCUCGCGGGCGAGCCACCGUCGGAGGCCGCGGAUGUAUGGAGCUUCGGGAUGGUGUGCUGGGAGAUAUUCUCCAACGGAGCUGAGCCAUACGCAUCGCUCAGCAACCGCGAGAUCCUGAACGCGCUGCGCUCCGGGUACCGCCUGGAGCGGCCGCGCGGCUGCCCCCUGGAGCUGUGGGGCCUGGUGCAGAGCUGCUGGCGGGACGAGCCGCGCGAGCGACCCAGCUUCACCACCAUCACCACCACCCUGCGGAACUGGCGCGAAGCCUACGUCAGCAGCCGCGUAGCCCUGCGGGGCGCGGCAGCUGCUUAUCUUGGAGCUGUGGAGUCCGUCGCAAUCUCCGGGGCUUCUGCAAGCCCUGCCGCGUCGCUGGCACCUGGCGGCCCCAAAGCAACUGCCAUCGGGCAGCGCGCUGGCGUGCCGACGCCCACGGCUCUCGAACCCGCAAGCCCGCGCACCGUUGCGGCGGUGGCAGCCGCGAAGUCCGCAGCCGCCCGCAUGCUCCUAAACACGGCAGGCGGGCUGCCAGUCGACGGCCGCGAGGCAACCAGUCGGGGCGGCAGCCGGGAGCCAGGGCUCGCCACCAGCAGCGUUGCAGCCAGUCCCCCAGUGGCCGCGGCGGCCAGCUACCCGGCACUUCCCUCUUCCGCGCCGCGCGUCGCGCGUGUGGUGCUUGGCGCACAUGCGUCGGGCUUUCCCGUUCGCCCCGCCGAGCCAGCAGCCUCCGGCACCGGCGGGACUGGCGAUGGUGUGGCCACACCCACCACGGCGCGCAACACAAACGCCAUUGCCAGCUGCGUGAUGCAUACGCACAUGUCCUUCGAGGUGGGCGAGCCGCCCAUCAUGCCGGCGUACACCAGCGGAUCCAGCGCCGCCUUCACCUCAGCGGCCGUGUCGCGCGCGUCACGGGAGCUGCCCUUCAGCAACUCCGCCGGCGGCACCGGCGACAGCGGUGCCCAUCCGGCGCUGGCCGCGAGCGCGGUCUCGGGCCAAGGCGUCCUGUCUAUCCCGCAGCCCUACUUGCCACACCGCGACUCGCCCACGCAUGUCAGCAGCUCCCGCGGUCCUGGCGGACCCACCGCAGCCAUCAAGCGGCGCGGCACUUCCUCGACCGGCGAGCUGCAGCUGCAGAGUGCCGUCGCUGCUGCUGUUGCCACUGCUGCGACCGCAGGCACAGGUGCGAGCUCAGGCCCGACAUUCGGACGCGGCAGUCGUGAGUCGCCUCUGGCCAGCGGUGCCGUGUCUUCUCGCGGCCAGGGGCCGGCGCACUACGGCCGGCGCAUGGUGCGGAAGACGCACAGCAGCACCGCGGUGGCUGCGCCUUCGGCGGCCGUGGGCGCCGCGGGCGCUUCCGCAGGAGCGGCGGUGUCUGGAGGCGCGGCGGCGGGCACUGGCGGGCUGCCGGGUUGGCGGAUGGCGGCGAGCCUGGAAGAGGUGGAGGCUCGAUUGCCACCGAGCAUGCAGCCUUCCAGCGGCGCACAGGCUUCCGGGAAACAGCCGCAUGCGCCGAUGGCAGCGACCUGCUGGGGAUCUGCACCGGUGCCCUGCUCGACGCGUGAGCCGGAGGCGCUGCCGGCCGAGGUGGCGGCACGGUGGUUGCCUCCAUCUACGAGCGCCACGGGCUCGCCAGCAGCCACCGGGGCUGCAGGGGGUGCGGGGGCCGAACCGCCACGGGCAGGUGAUGCCAACACUCGCACCAACAGCAGCAGCACGGCGACGCCGCCGGGCAGGGGCGCCCUGGGACACAGCUCUGGGGCCGAGCUGGCGGGCGUGCCGGAGGAGGAGGACCCAGGGCACGCACAGCCGCGAGAACAAGCAAACUACGUGCCUGUGACUCUGGCGCAAAGCAGGCGGCGAGCGCAGAAGAGCCCGGCACGGGCUCCUAGCUUGGCGUCGCCUGCGGCACCCGUCCAGACGCAGAGGGCAGAGCCAGCUGCCCAGCCAGCUGUGCAGCAGCUGGCACAGCGCGCGAACACGCCCGCCCGUGGAGCCUCCUCCGCAUCUCCGUACGUGCGCAUCUCGGACCUAGCCACAGGACUCUCGCCGGGUGCCGAAGCGGCUCUGGCAGCCCUGCGCGCGGGCAGCACUACCCGCCUGGCUACGGCGGCCGGCCUCACCGCUGCCACGCCACCCGCCGCACUGGCCAGCACGGGUGCCGCCUCACGUGGGUUAGCCUCCAUCACGACGUCACCGUCGUCCGCCCCACAGCCGCCCGCGCAGCUGGCAGCAGCGGCGACUAUGCAGCCUCCAGCAUCUGCGGGUGCUACAGUCCCUGGUGCCCAUGCGGACAUCGCGCCAGAGCCACUCGUCACAACGGCGCUGCCAGAGGCGGCCAUGGUGGCGGUUGUCCACGUAUUUCCAGCCCCUAGUGCCGCAGAGCCCUCAGCGGCGGCGGCGGCGGCCGGCCGCGGCCCGCAGCAACAGCUUUUACCAGUGCCGUCGGGUGUGCAGGUUGCAAGCGUGCCCUCAGAGGAUCUCAGUCUGCGCAUGAUGAUGCGACUUCCGUCGUCGGCGCUCCCACAACAACACCUUUAUCAGCAUCACAACAACUCGAGCAGCUCACAGCAGGCGGCGAUUGCCAUGACUGCACUCAACGACCACACCGCCGGCAGCUCCGACGGCCGAAGCUCCAUUGCCUUCAGGGUUGCCGCGUCUUACGGCCACAGCGGCAGCGGCCGUGCUGCUGCCACGGCUGCCAUGCUUGCCGCCGUUGCCGCCUCGGCCAACCUGCCCUCGUCCGGCAACCCCGGCGGCACGUUCAUAGUGGGGACGCUGGCCUCUGCAGCCAGCUGCGGAACCGGGACCGGAACUGCGACCGCGACUGCGGCGCGUAGCGGCGGCGCUUCUGGGAGCGUCGCGGCGGCGUCGCUCAUCCAUCACGUGCUGCUCGGCACAGCCGACAUGAGCGGCUUUGAUUUGAGCGCCUUCCUAAACGACACCAUGCUUUCGGCAUCCGGUGUGCCUGCUGCGUCUGCGUCUGCCAUGAGCAGCGGCACCCCUCUGGCAGCCGGCGCGCUGCCGAUGAGUGGCGGCGGCCCCACGCUCACCACGUCCACGGUGGGUGGCAUGGGGGGCACGGCGCCCCCGUCCCAGACCGUGCUGGGGACGGGCCCACAACUCGAUCCGCACAACGCCUCACGCGGCCAGCUGCAGGCGCCCCAGGAUCAGAGAGUUACACCUGAUAGCGGUGCGCCCGCACGCGUGCAGCCCAGCUCAGCUUCCAUCUCCCUAGCAGCGGGCAUGGCGCAGUCACCCCGCCGCCGCGAUGCUGACACGCGCGGCGCAGCGGACGCGGCAGCGGCUGAAGCAGUGGGAAUUAUUGCCGCAGCGGCUGAGGCGGUAACUUUGGCCGUCCUACCGGACGAUGCAGCUGUAGAUCGCGCGAUGCCGGAUCAGAGGCUAACCAGCGCCCAGGAGGUGAGGCAACAGGGGCAACAGCAACUGCCGCAACCGCGACAGCAAGUGUCGCAUACAGCGCAGCAAGAGCCACAGGCGCAGCCUCAGACCGAGGUUCCACACCUGGCGCCACUGGACCUACAGCCUCGGGCGCUGCAGCUGGCGGUUCAUCAGCAGCCGCUGUCAUUGCUGCUGCCGCUCCAAUCGCGUCGCGCUCGCCGUGGCAGCGGCAGCAGCCGCAGCAGCCGUGCCAGCUCGCAGCUGCACCAUCCUGUGCCGCGCUGCGGCUCCGGCUGCCAGCCCCACUCGUUCCAACAGCAGCAUCCACCGACACAUGAGCAGCUGCCGCUGCAGCAGCAACAGCAGCCUAUGCAUUCGCACCUUCCGUCGGGCAUGCACGGAGGCAGCGGCUAUCUGCGCAAUGCCGCCUCACAGACGGGCUCUUUGGUGCUGAGCAGUCGUGGCAUGGACAGCACUGGUGUCAGCGGCACACAUCUGCGGACGAUGCCACCAGGCCUGGGCGCCGCUCCCGGCAGCCUCGGACCAGAGCCAUCGCCGCCAGGCUCCGCGCACUCGGCCCGCUCCAAUCGUUCCAUGCAGUCAGCCCGGUGGUCGACGCGGUCUGGCAACGCGCUGCGGUCGGGUCAGGGCGGGCUGGCGCCUGGGUCGCACGGCAACGCCAAUGGCGCUGCGGCGGGGUCCGGGUCCACUCCGCUGGCGACCAGCACCCAUGAAAUUAUGGAGACCGCACACGACGGACGCAGCGCACGCGCCGGGGCUGGAUUGCACAGUACCAGCCGAGCCGCGGUCAGCGGUGGGGCCAGUGGCGGUGGAGACAGCAGCUUCCGCCUGUUCAGCGGCAUGACGGAAUCACAAGCGCUGCAGGCGCUGCAGGCGGCGGCAGGCGAGCAGUUGAUGUUGCUGCGUGGCAGCACCGACGUAGACCAGCGCCCCACAGGUGCGCUGCUUCCCGCUGACGGCAGCAGCGGCUGCGUCGGCAGCCUACCGUUUGUCCACCUGCCCCUGCCGCCGCAGUCGCCUCUCAAUCGCCGCAGCUCAGGUUGUGGUCCCGGCCUGCUGCUCGGCCGGCCCGGCACAAUCCUAGAAGAUUAUCCACUUGGCGUGCCGGCACUCCCCAACGUCGCCGGCGGCCCUGUAGAAGGCGCUGGCCCCCGCGGCGCCGUGCUUCGUGCGGGGUUGAUGGUUGCACAGCUGCAGGAGAGCAACAGCGGCAUGCUUGACACCAGUGUCGCGCUGUCGUCUAGCGCGGGGCUGGGCCCCGGCUCUGCCGCCGCUCCUGCGAGCCUGCGGAGCCUGCACAGCAUCCUGCCCACCCACACACAGGAACUGCAGCUGCCGGUGCAGCCGGGAGCAGGUGACGCGGCUGGACCAGCAAACACGGCUGUCGGCACGGAGGCCGGCAGCCGGCGGCGCAGUCGUGAGCGCGAGCGGACAAAUGGCGGCGGCGGCGGCAGCCGGCGCGGUGGCGGCAGCAUGGGUGAUACGGGCGGCAGCAUCACACUCCAGCAGCUGCAGCACCAGCAACAGGUCUCAGGUGGCAGGCGGCUGCCAAUGAUGCGGGGCGGCGCGCUAGACGAGCUGGGCGGCUCGUUCCAGUCCCUGCUUCUUGGCUCCUCAGAGCCGCACACGUCCUACCUAAGCAGCACGGAACGCACCACUCCCAGCUAUGGGACAACCGGCGCUGCGGCGGCGGGCGUGGCGGCUGUGGCGCAGGCGCUGGUGUGCAGCUCCGCGGCGACUGGUCUGACAGGUGGCACAGGCCUCACAGGUGGCACGGGCGGCACAGGCGGCACUGGGCCGGGUGUCCAAAUGGAGUCGUCAGAGGCUGGCCAAGCGCAUUCUGCACGCUCGGCGCCGCCACAGGAGGGCUCAGAGAGACUUGACUCGAGUCUGGAAGCCAUGCCGGGCGAGCUGGAGGAGAGGACUGCAAUCUUCAGGUUUACACAGACGCGGCUGUUGCAGGACCUGGGGCGUGAGCGAGACUGGUGAAGCACGGGCGGUUGGCCCUGAAAAAGGGGUCGCCCUCGUGGAAUGGCAAAUGCAAGUCUGGGGGUGGGGGUUGAUCUCGUCACGUGCCGAAGGAUCCGUAUGCCAACUGUAGUUUGACCGUAUAGUAUGCUACAAAGCAUAAUGCCUGCCGCGUUAAUGGCGAGAAUUGCUUAUAAUGCAUCAUUUAAUAAGCCUCUUGCGGACGAUGCAUGGUUACUGGCUGGGUUUAAUAUUGCUACUGCGCGUAAGCGGUUCCCGCAGUGCUGGGACCCCGUCCAAUUGUUUAAUGCUUCCAGCGCAUGUUGCAAUGUUACGCAUGCCAGGUGAUGUAGGUAUAUGCGUGCAUUCUAUGAGCAGCCGAUGCCAUAACCUGCGUCCACUUUGAAGGUGACGGGCUGGUGGCCUGGUGAUCAUGUGGGCUUAGCACCGCUGGUGGCGAAUCAUUGUAUUAUGUCGGGAGAAGCUAUGCGGUUAUUAUACUACUGGUGAACCAAUGAUGGAAUGUUGAAGGGAUGCUCGUAUGCUCAAUUGCAUGACGUCAACAGCAUGGAGUAUACGCUGUGUCGCAGCUGGGCUGGACGAACAGGUGUUAGGUGGGCGGCGAGAACUACAGCGCUUGACGGUGUGAACUCUUCAGGCGAGGAUUUGGGGUUGCGGCGUAGACCGUUGCUCGAAGUUGUGGCGAAAUGGAAGCUUGCUGUACAGGUCGAUCUCCGAAGCCGGCUGCUGCAGGACCUCCACGUGGACACUGCAGCGGAGUCGACGAGCGGGCUUCGCCGGGGUACAUCUGGGUAGUAUGGACAGGCGCAGGCUGGGUAGUAUGUGUUUGUUUGCAGCCGGUAUAUAGGUUAGGGGGCUACGCUGUGUUAUGUGUCUUGACUUCUUGAUGCACCUUCGGAAAUCUGCCCUUGAUAUUUCCGUGCUCGAACUCGAAUGCACGCAUGGGCGCCGCCAAUAAAUGCAUGGCUGGUGAGUGGGUCGUAUUGAAAUGCACGACGCUCGUGCCCACUUGCACCAAGUUGUCUGCGGGACAUGUUGGUAGCCCAGCUAACCCCGGGAGAUGCAGCAUCUGAAGUAAUGUGUGUUUGAUGAGCACGAGUUGGCAUGAGAGGCGUGCCAAUUGUGUAUUGCGUUCAAGCAGACGAGCGCAUGAAGAUGCUGAUACGGUAUGUAGUACAGCUAUACACAGAAGCUGAGCCACGUCGCGACUGGACACGUUACCGUGCCUGGGCUGUGGAGUGAGGUGGAGCAUGCGGAUAGAGCUUCUCGCUCGGGGCCCGUGUGUGCAAUUACCCAAUGCGUAUGGCCAUGUCAGCUGCCGGAAGCUGCUGGGGGUGACGGAGCCAGGCCGACGGGGCCACCAGCACUGGAGUGUACUUGUAUUCCCUCGCCUUGAAGGAUUGUUUGAUGGGACUAUGGGAGGCAGAGCAGCGCGCCUGUAUUUAAGGUUUGUUACUCAUAUACUCAUACAGCACCACCGUCCCCUGGCUGGCUGCAAUGUUACUUCACGGCGGAACUCAAUCUCUGCGCCUCACUGCGCCCCAUCUAGAGCUGACGCUUUCAUACGUGUCAUACAGGAGGAAGACCCGCUGACCCCCUCGACCUCACUUAUAACAAUCGUACCGUAGCUCUCUUCUUGGGGCCAAAAUGAAUCCCCCUGGUCAGUGCACGUAUCCUGCACUUGCGGUAGCGCAACAUGAUGCAAACAUGCUUGUAGUGCCAGAACAACUGAACAAGCGCAUGUGCAGCAAGGGAAAGUCCGUUCCUGCGUCGUGGCAGGGCAAUGCCAAGCACAUGUAUGUGCACUAGCAUGCCAGGGCCGUCAACCAGAUCCUUGGGAUCAUACGCUGGGAAUAGGCUGCUGUUCCGUGUUAAUAGCGUAUCGAUAGUUGGACACGACCGGUAUGGAACACUGUCCUCGCGCCAGUCGGCUCUGGGCAACUACAAGGAUGGAGUGCCGCGCGUGUCAAAGUCAUGUGGAAGCGCUAGCUGACCUAGCUGAUGAAUGUCACAGUGGGAUAGAGCCUGCGAAGAGGCGUUCAUUGGCAUUAAAUAGAUUCCUUUUUAAUACGAUUUUGUCA
Chlamydomonas reinhardtii is the source of this 8699-nucleotide messenger RNA. RefSeq lists its product as uncharacterized. The transcript has 10 exons. Gene Ontology annotation, biological process: protein phosphorylation. The record is from RefSeq and is a predicted model, not a curated record. Gene Ontology annotation, molecular function: ATP binding; protein tyrosine kinase activity. Lineage: Eukaryota; Viridiplantae; Chlorophyta; Chlorophyceae; Chlamydomonadales; Chlamydomonadaceae. Bases 106 to 6618 code for a protein of 2170 amino acids.